AUGGAGCUCAAUGUCGCUGAUGACGUCUACAAUUGGGAUGAGAAACUACGCGGUUGGCGAAGCCAUCGCAUUUUCCACCCUGGACGGGGCAUGUAUCACGACGUCCGUCGCAGGCUUCCCUACUAUUGGAGCAACAUCACAGAUGGUUGGGCAUACCACACCUUGGCCUCAGCCGUGCGGGUGUAUUUUCUGGUCCUUCUGCCUGCUCUGGCCUUCCAAUUGGACAUGAACCACAACACGAAUGGGUUCUAUGGCGUUAACGAAGCCUUGCUGUCCCCCAUCACCCUUUUGAUAUCGCUGUUCAACUAUACAAUUUUCCACAUCAUCCAGAUGCACGAUGUAGCCAUCUAUCCACAGUUCAUGGUCUGGGUCGGCAUUCGGAGUGCAGUCUUCCACUGGUUCACGGCCAUCCUCAACCUGCGUCACUACACGCUGACCGUCACCGACUUCUCCUCAGAAACCUUUGCCUUGUACGUAGGCACAAUCUAUAUCAUCAAGGGCGUAGAAGAACUCGGCGUCAAUUUCUACGACGGCAAGUUCCUCAACGGGUUCGCAUCCGUCAUGGUUGCCAUCCUCUACACGCUGUCCAUCUAUUUCCUUGGGUACAUUGGCUCGACGACCUACUUCAACGGCAUGGUCCGCGCUUUGCUCUCCGACUACGCCUAUCCCAUCGCGACCAUCUUCUGA
This is a messenger RNA of Cladophialophora bantiana CBS 173.52, 687 nucleotides long. RefSeq lists its product as uncharacterized. The record is from RefSeq and is a predicted model, not a curated record. Lineage: Eukaryota; Fungi; Ascomycota; Eurotiomycetes; Chaetothyriales; Herpotrichiellaceae. The coding region runs from base 1 to 687 and encodes 228 amino acids. Gene Ontology annotation, molecular function: solute:inorganic anion antiporter activity. The transcript is spliced from 5 exons. Gene Ontology annotation, biological process: borate transport; transmembrane transport; monoatomic anion transport. Gene Ontology annotation, cellular component: plasma membrane.